Messenger RNA from Artibeus jamaicensis (Jamaican fruit-eating bat), 1438 nucleotides. RefSeq names its product annexin A2 (gene ANXA2). The transcript has 13 exons. Gene Ontology annotation, molecular function: calcium ion binding; phospholipase inhibitor activity; cytoskeletal protein binding. NCBI's taxonomy places the organism in Eukaryota, Metazoa, Chordata, Mammalia, Chiroptera, Phyllostomidae. Gene Ontology annotation, cellular component: cytoplasm. Bases 115 to 1134 code for a protein of 339 amino acids. The record is from RefSeq and is a predicted model, not a curated record.
CUCGGCAGCACCAGGAGGACGUCGCUGCUAUAAAAGCCCCACCCAGGCCUGCCGCCUGAGCUCUGCUUCUAGGGACACUCACGGCUCUCCGCGCUUGGCCCAGCUGCUUUCAAAAUGUCUACUGUUCACGAAAUUCUGAGCAAGCUCAGCUUGGAGGGUGAUCACUCCACACCUGCAAACGCCUACGGGUCGGUCAAAGCCUACACCAACUUUGAUGCUGACCGGGAUGCUCUGAACAUUGAAACGGCCAUCAAGACCAAAGGUGUGGAUGAGGUCACCAUCGUCAACAUUCUGACCAACCGCAGCAAUGAGCAGAGACAAGAUAUUGCCUUUGCCUACCAGAGAAGGACCAAAAAGGAACUUCCGUCAGCGCUGAAGUCAGCCUUGUCUGGCCACCUGGAGACGGUGAUUCUGGGCCUAUUGAAAACACCUGCUCAGUAUGACGCUUCCGAGCUGAAGGCCUCCAUGAAGGGGCUGGGGACUGAUGAGGACUCUCUCAUUGAGAUUAUCUGCUCAAGGACCAACCAGGAGCUGCAGGAAAUUAACAGAGUCUACAAGGAAAUGUACAAGACUGACCUGGAGAAGGACAUUAUUUCCGACACAUCUGGUGACUUCCGCAAGCUGAUGGUUGCUCUCGCCAAGGGUAGAAGAGCAGAGGACGGCUCUGUCAUUGACUACGAGCUGAUUGACCAGGAUGCCCGGGACCUCUAUGACGCUGGAGUGAAGAGGAAAGGCACUGACGUGCCCAAGUGGAUCAGCAUCAUGACUGAGCGGAGCGUGUGCCACCUCCAGAAAGUAUUUGAAAGGUACAAGAGCUACAGCCCUUACGACAUGUUGGAGAGCAUCAAGAAGGAAGUGAAGGGAGACCUGGAAAAUGCUUUCCUGAACCUGGUCCAGUGCAUCCAGAACAAGCCCCUGUAUUUUGCUGACCGACUCUACGACUCCAUGAAGGGCAAGGGGACACGCGACAAGGUCCUGAUGAGAAUCAUGAUCUCUCGCAGCGAGGUGGACAUGUUGAAAAUCAGGUCUGAAUUUAAGAAGAAGUACGGCAAGUCCCUGUACUAUUUCAUCCAGCAAGACACCAAGGGUGACUACCAGAAAGCACUGCUAUACCUGUGUGGCGGGGACGACUGAGGCCCGAGGCAGCUCGAGUGUCCAGGAGUGGUGCUCCUGUGCUUCCAGCUAACGACUCUAGAGAAUCUGCUUGCGACUAAUAGCCCCCGUGCUCGUCCCCAUGAGGGUGAUGUUGGCAUUGCUCCUGCCCCACCUUAUUUCAGUUGCCCAAGCAUUGCCUGGCUUUCCCAGCUAGUCUCUCCUUUUAGCCAAAGAAAUGAACAUUCCCAGGAGUUGGAAGUUAAAUCUAUGAUGUGAAACACUUUGCCUCUUGUGUACUGUGUCGUAAACAGAUGAAUAAACUGAAUUUUUACUUUAGAACCAA